UGAGAGGGAGGGAUGUCGAUCUGCAGGCCGGAGGUGUCGGGUGUCAGUUCGCGGAUUGGCUCGGCUCAGUUCGGUCCUGUUUUGGUUUUGUGUUGAUGUCCUGAAUAAAACCACGUCCUGCGGCUGCUGUCGUGGAUGUCUUCUCAUUCUUCUCCUUGUCCUUCUUUCUCUCAGGUGUUCGAGUUUUAAAGUUGACAACAUGAAGACACAGAUUGGGUAUUAUGUUCUCCUCGUUCUCCUCUUCAUCCACAUCCCUGUGGCCUUCUUCUUCACUGCAGUGUCAGCUCAGUCUGACAGGAGCAGCAGCGUGGUGGUGGCAGGUUACAACGUGAGUGCCCCGGCCGGGUCGAGGGUGGUGCUACAGUGUGUGAGCGGACGCAUGGUGUGGACCAGGGACAGGGUGAAGGACAGACAGAGGGUGGUCCACUGGGAAAUGUACCGGGCCGAUCCAGAAUAUGCCAUGGAGAGGGUGGUGGACAUGUUCUCUGCAGGAGACCAGAGGAUUUACAACUCCUACAACCUGGGCAGGGUCGGCAUCAUCCCAACGGCCUUCAAGGAAGGAAACUUCUCCCUGGUCAUUAAAGACGUGACGAUGAAUGACAGAGGGCUGUACUCCUGUAACCUCCACCAUCUCUACUGUCACCUGUAUGAGACCAUCAGAGUACAACUCAACGUCACUAAAUCACGUCGUAAAGAGCGGCGUUUCUGGGAUGGACAUAAGGCCGUAUAUGUGGUUCUGCUCGGCAGCACUGUGGCGCUGCCGUGCAUAAACCGUCGUAACGUGUGGACAGACUGGAGCAAUGAGGAGGAAGAUCAGCAGGUGGUUCACUGGGACCGACAGUCACCAGGAAUCCACCAUGAUCGCGCUGAUCGGCUGGUGGACCUGUACGCGUCAGGGGAGCAGCGUAGCUACGGGCCGCUGUUCCUGCAGAGGAAGAUGAACAUCAGUAAUCAAGCCUUCGCUGAGGGAGACUUUUCACUCGCCAUAUCUGAUCUACAGCCCACAGAUCAGGGGAUGUACUCCUGCCACCUCCACCAUCACUAUUGUGGUUUACACGAGAGAAGAGAGUUCCAGGUCAAUGUGGAGCGACCAGUGAUUCAGACCACACAACCAGCCAGAGGACAGCCCACUGAGGAGAAAGACACCGUCAAGGCUGAUUCACCGCGAGUCAUCAACGUCAUCGUGCCUGAGCAGAGGCACCACUUUCUCAUGCCACUGGGAUACGUCCUCACAUCCUUCCUGCUCCUGGCAUUCAUCAUCCUCAUCAUCAUCCUCAUCACACGCAGGCGGAGAGUCAAAGAGUUUUAUCCGCAGACAUCCAUGAGAUCCAGCAGAAGUCAGAGCAGCUCGGACGAGUUUGAGAUGGACGUCACUGAAGUCAGUCUGAGCAACGAGGAGGAGGAGAGAAGGUUUGACUACAAGAACAACCUACUGAAAGAGAAGGUCCACAUGAACACUCAGCCUAAAGUCAUCGAUCUGGACAAAGAAAUGCAGAAAUUUUCUAAGUGAGAAAUAAAAAAAGGUGAAGCUGGAGUCACUGGCUGGUCCAGAGGCUGCAUUCCAAACUCCACACACUAACCCUCCUCCGUCCGUCCUGACAAAGUCGAACAUCAGUGUUGCCACAAGUCUGUGUUGUGAAGAGAAAAAGAAAAGGUUUUCACUUUGUUUGCUUUAAAGUCUGCUUUAGAGACGUGUGUAAAAAAAGAAGAGAAAUGUGUUUUCUUUCUUGUUUUUUUUUGUAGUUUAACUAAAAAAAAACAACAAACAACUGGACUGGUACUGCUGCAGAUGGCACCACAGCGCCCCCCACAGGGAGGCUUUAUCAUUAACUGUAAAAUGGAGACGAGUGCGUCAAGUUCUGUUAUUACAUUUUCAAUAGUUUUGCCUCAGAAUUUACAAAUACUUACCGAUGUUUGACUUUUGCUUUUGUUCUUUUGUUUAUUCACAUAUUCUUGACACGACAGACACCGCUGAGGUGUAAAAAUCAGUGUGAACCGCUCUGAUUAACCGUUUACUAACUGAUCAAAGCAACUGUGUUUUAUUUUCAUACUAACCAAAGCGCUGAAUGAUUUGGGUCAAAUGUCUAAUGGCAACAUUUCUGACAUAAAGUAUGAUCUAGAUUGUGUGUUAUUCUUUUUUAAAAAGGUCCAGUGAGUUUAAUCUGGCAGAACAUGAAUAUAAAAUAAGUAUAUUUAAUUUCUUUUACGACUGUACAACAAGGCUGCAACUAAGGAUUAUUUUCUCCAUUAAUCGAGAAGUCGUCUGGUCCUUAAAAUGUCUUGUUUUUUUCAAACCUGGAAAUGAUGAAAUGAUUAAGUGUUAAUGACGUCUUUGUGAAUAUUCACAUUUAGGAAGAUUUGUUUGAAAAAUAAUCAAAAAUGUUUCAGCCCUACUGUACAACCACCUGAUUGUGUGAGUUGCUGUUUGUCAUGACACCAAAAAGAAAACUACUGCAUUAAACUAUCCACUAACUGGCCACUUUAUUAGGUACACUUGAAUGAUAGAUGGAUGGAUUAAUAAUGUUGAUAUUUUUGUCCUUAAGGUUUCUUUUCCUACUGUACGUCUCAAAAACACAUCAUUCCUGACAGGGCAAAACAAAAUGUUCACACACUUGAUAUUGAAACACCAUUUCCUGGUGUUCAGGCUGGUGCAGAAUAAAUGAAUGGUUUUAUAGGUGGUUUUCCAGGCCAGUGGAACCUUGUGACAGCAGUAGGUGGAGAGAGUGUUUGAGGAGGUGAGAAGGGUCUUCUGUGAUUUGACUGAUUAUAUUGUAGAAGUAUAAUCUGAUAAGGUGGCGUUUGUUUGGUUUUGUGUUUGCUGGUGACAGAGUUCUACCAGCACGAGAAGUUUAAGAGUUACCUUUACACCAGAGUUUAAAACGUUUGUCAACACAAAUAUCUAGGCCAUGCUCAAAAUUUGGCAGCAACUAAUAUAGCAUACUUAAAAUCAGACGUUUGUACUGUACAGUUUUUGAGAAAUUGCAUUGCAAAUCAAAGUUGGGAAUUUGUUCGAUUAAAAUAUCAAUAAUGCCCUUUUAAUUUAAAAUGACUACAAAAACUGUACAUUACAAAUGUCUGAUUAAGUAUGCUAGUAGUCAUAGAUGUCCUGAACACAACACUGCCAGUCUUGUCCAGAAACAUUUGUUUUUAUAGCAAAUCAAAGUUGGAAUUUUUUCAAUAAAAAUGGAAUUGUUUUUUUUUUUACUUUGAAAUGUUUCAAAAACUCUAAUAAAAAUGUUUGAUUUUAA
Messenger RNA from Solea solea (common sole), 3248 nucleotides. Its product is annotated as matrix remodeling-associated protein 8-like. Gene Ontology annotation, biological process: establishment of glial blood-brain barrier; cell adhesion. The record is from RefSeq and is a predicted model, not a curated record. Gene Ontology annotation, cellular component: cell surface; membrane. The coding region runs from base 200 to 1510 and encodes 436 amino acids. The transcript is spliced from 12 exons. NCBI's taxonomy places the organism in Eukaryota, Metazoa, Chordata, Actinopteri, Pleuronectiformes, Soleidae.